GGAAAAACCCAACAGUGCUUCAACCGCCACCACUUUUCAACAUGACGUCGGCGACUCCCACUGCGUUUGAGCUCACGGAAGAGUUCAUUCAGAGCCGUCGCGGCAUCCAGCUAUACACUCGCAAAUACAUUCCGUCGCAAUCGCAUCACAUCGUGUUUGUGUUUCUUCAUGGCGUUGGAGAGCACUGUUCGCGGUACCACGACACGUUUACGACCCUGGCAUCCCAAGGCAUUGCAGUCCAUGCAUUGGAUCACCAUGGCCACGGACACAGUGAAGGUCCUCGAUUCGACUGCGUUGCGUUCGAUCACUUCACCGACGACAUUGCGACCUUCACCGAUCACAUUCGCUCGGCGUAUACCUCGUGCCAUGACGUCAAGUACUUCCUCGGAGGCGUGUCCUUGGGUGGUUUACUUGCGGCAACCGUCGCAGUGGCGGCCCCCGAUCGCUGGGACGGAGUCAUUUUGUACGCUCCAGCCAUCGGCAUCGAGUACACGUGGAUAUUGCGACUUCAGUCCAUAUUUGCCCCCGUGUUGGAAUGGCUCGUCCCCACGUGGGAAAUCGUCCCUGGCGUGAUUCCAAAAUGGAUCAGCCGCAACCUCGAGUAUUUGGACGACUACACGUCCGACCCGCUAAACAACCACCGACCGCUCAAGGUUCGGUUGGCCAUGUCGAUUGAGCGUUCGAUGCACGCCCUCCUGUCGCGGCAAUCGGAUUUUCGCACGCCACUGCUCUUGUUUCACGGCACGGCAGACCUCGUGACGAGUCCAGUUAUGUCUGAGCGAUUCUUCAACGCAAUCCCUGCUCAAGAUAAAACGUUCGAGAGUCUGCCGGGCCAAUUUCAUGCGCUGCUGAAUGAACCCGAGCGCGCGGCGACUGUCCUCGCCACGGUGAAUUGGCUCAAAGCGCGCUCCAAGUUGUAGCUUUUUUUGCCAUACAUUUGAAUCGAAUUCGAGCCCGUCGACAGGGACAUGACGCACUGUCAUGCACGACCACUGCACGCGAGACUUGUCUGCCGCGCACACAUCCUU
Molecule: messenger RNA, 1028 nt
Organism: Aphanomyces invadans
Lineage: Eukaryota; Oomycota; Saprolegniomycetes; Saprolegniales; Verrucalvaceae
Exons: 3
Coding region: 42-920 (292 amino acids)
Cellular component (GO): membrane
Molecular function (GO): lipase activity
Source: RefSeq, a predicted model, not a curated record